GACGUCACGCCGUACAAGAAGUAUGUUGAAUGUGGGGCGCGUGGCCACGAGGUUGGGGCUAGCGCUUCGGCGCACGACUAAAUGGACCGUGUCACUUCCGUGUUCGAAGGCCACGUCAAGACGCGUCUCGAGCGGCUACACUCACGGCAGACGCUUGCGUGAACUCGAACGGAGUUGCACCGUGGACCCCGGCCAGGAAGAACGCUUCUGGUUCGAAGAGCUCACAGAUCCGGAGGAGGAACCAGCUUUGACAGAUGUUGGUCCACAGCACGCUUCGGCUCAUCCUGCGCCUCCUCCUCCUGCUUCUCAGCAGCAGACUCACGGCAGCUCCCUUCAGCGUCAUUUAAAGGAUGCAAGCGGACCGGGCCUCGAAGCAAAAUCCCUCAUUCAGUUCCACGACGCGGACUUCCCGCUGCUCCCGAGCGUGGUGGCUUCCAAGAAGAAAAAGACGGCAGCGCUGAAGAAUGAGCACAAGAUCUACGGGACACCAGAUUCAAAGGAACCCGUUAGUGAGACUCACUGCUCGGGCUGCGGCGCCAUCUUGCACUGUGCUGACAUGGCUUACCCGGGGUACCUGCCCAGCGAAAAGUACAAGGUUCUGCUGCAGGAGGACCGCCUCAACAGCGCCACCUGCCAGCGUUGUCAUUUGCUGCGCCACCAUCAAAAGGCUCUCCGCCUGCGAGUGUCCAAGGACGAGUUUCGCAACGUGGUGCAGAAGAUCCGCUCCCAAAAAGCGCUAGUGCUCCUAAUCGUGGACCUCCUGGAUGUCCCCGACUCGAUUGUACCGGAUCUUCCGGACUUGGUGGGUAGCAACAAACACGUGGUGGUUCUGGGCAACAAGAUUGACCUCCUUCCCGCGGACUCGCCCAACUACUUGCAACGAAUCCGACGGCAGCUGGAUAGCUUCUGUCGGGAUGCCGGCUUGGGGGAUCAGGUGAGCGACAUCCACCUGAUCAGCGCCAAGACCGGCUACGGCAUUGAGGGUCUGAUCUCCAGCCUGCAAAGAGCUUGGAAGUACAAAGGUGACGUGUACCUGGUGGGAAGCGCCAAUGCGGGAAAGUCCACACUCUUCAAUACGCUGCUCCAGUCCGACUACUGCAAGUCCAGAGCCUCCGACGUCAUCGGCAAAGCGACCAUUUCCCCGUGGCCCGGGACCACUCUGAACCUGCUCAAGUUCCCCAUCAUCAACCCCACGCCGUACCGGAUGUUUCGACGACAUAAGCGUCUCGAGGAAUGUCGCCGGCAGACGGAAGACGACCUGUCGCCCGACGAGGCCAAGAGGCUCAAAGACCUCCGCCGUCGGGGAUACUUAGUAGGUCGUGUGGGUCGAACAUUCCUACCGAAAGGCGGCGAACAAGGAACCAUCGACUUUGAUCCCGACACUUUAGCCUUUGAAGAGUACGAUGACAAAGGAACCGUGCCGACGGGAAAACGAGACGACUCGCCUGGCGAGUUGACGUACAACGAGCUCAAAGAUGCGCAUUGGCUGUUUGACACGCCGGGAAUCACGAAGGAACACGACAUCCUCGGGCUGCUCAACGAACAGGAAGUGAAAGCCGUGGUCCCCACGCAGGCUAUUGUUCCUCGCACGUUUGUCCUGAAGGCCGGAAUGAGUCUCUUUGUCGGCGCUCUGGCCAGGAUCGACCUCCUGGAGGGGGAGAAGUCCUGCUGGUUUUCCGUCAUCGCUUCCGCUCACGUUCCGGUUCACAUCUGCAGUGUUGAGAAAGCCGACACAGUGUAUCAGAAACACGCCGGACGUGAGCUGCUGGGGGUGCCAGCGGGAGGAGCGGAGCGCAUGAAGGACUUCCCGGCGUUGGUGCCUCAGGAAUUCCGGCUGGAGGGUCGAGGUCAUCUGGAGGCCGCCGCCGACAUCAAGUUGUCGUCCGCAGGUUGGGUGGCGGUGACGGUGUUGGAGGGCGAGGUGGCGCUGCUGAGGCUUCACGGGCCACCCUCGGCGGCUUUCGGCCUGAGAACGCCCCCACUUCUCCCUCACGUGGUUUCGCUGAAGGGAGCGCGCGUCCCCAAGUCGGCCGCCUACAAAACGAUGACGCCGAGGGUGCUGCCGGACGUCCGUCUGAAGAGCGCCAAGGUGAAGAAGAAAGCGCCUGCGCACCGAUGAAGACUCAACAACAUCAUAUCAAGACAGCUUUAUUUCACCAACGUCUAAUUUCUGUAAGUCGGGAAGCUACAAUAUCCGGCAAGCAUUCAUUUAUCGUUGCCGAUUUCAUAAUAUUCAUCUCCAGAUGUGAUGCACUAAGCAGCCGCAGGAUUAGGAACGCAAUGUAUUUCUAAUCUGUCGUUUGAUAACAUACAUAAUGCAUAUAUAAUAUUAAACCAUGUUCUAUUUAAA
This is a messenger RNA of Syngnathus acus (greater pipefish), 2350 nucleotides long. RefSeq names its product nitric oxide associated 1 (gene noa1). Bases 23 to 2119 code for a protein of 698 amino acids. The transcript has 9 exons. Gene Ontology annotation, molecular function: GTP binding. Lineage: Eukaryota; Metazoa; Chordata; Actinopteri; Syngnathiformes; Syngnathidae. The record is from RefSeq and is a predicted model, not a curated record.